GUAGAGCACGUGAACCAUGAAACAGAGGAUGCUAUGGUCAUUGCAGCUGCUUAACCUCUUUAAGUUUUGGACCGUCACAAGAUUAAAUUAAUUAAACCAAAGCUUUGAAUCAAAACAACUGAUGAACUAAUCCACAGAGAGGAAGACACUACAACUAGAAGUACAAUCCGAGCUUCAGGAGUGAAGAGUGCACAGAGUGUGAGAGAAUAGAGACAGAGCUUCAAUGAGGAAACAGGGUUGUGAGAUAGAAGCAGUAGGCAUCAACUACAAGAUCUACACACAUAAAAGGAGAUACACAUUUAAGAUCUUCAACAGAUAUGAGCAACAACCAGAGAAAGGAGAUGAUGAAGAGUGCGAUGAACUAACGAAGGCCAAGCAAACAAGACCCAGAUGCCGGCAUGUUCUGAAGGACGUAAACUGCAGAGCCAAGCCGUGGGAGGUUCUAGCUGUCGUCGGCCCAAGUGGUGCCGGCAAGUCUACACUCCUAGAGAUCCUCGCCGGCAAGCUCACGCCUCAGACGUCUUCAAUCUUUGUCAAUCAGAAACCCUUCGACAGAGCUCGUUUCAAGAAGAUAUCGGGCUAUGUAACACAGAAGGAUACUCUCUUUCCCCUCCUCACCGUGGAGGAGACACUCAUGUUCAGUGCCAAGCUCCGGCUGAGGCUGCCGCAUUCACAUCUGAGCUCCAGAGUGAAGUCGUUGAUGGAGGAGCUGGGUCUGAGCCAUGUUGCAGGGGCCCGGAUAGGCGAUGACCGGCUUCGUGGCAUCUCGGGUGGUGAGAAGCGACGUGUGUCGAUCGGCGUAGAUGUGAUACAUGACCCCAAAGUGUUGAUCCUUGAUGAGCCCACGUCGGGGCUCGACAGCACGUCGGCUCUGCAAAUCAUUGAUAUGCUGAAGGCCAUGGCUGAGACGAGGGGAAGGACGAUUAUUCUGAGUAUUCAUCAGCCCGGGUUGCGAAUUGUGAAGCUCUUCAAUUCGGUUCUUUUGCUGGCUGAUGGCUCUGUUUUGCACCAUGGCACUGUUGAUCAGCUGAGCAUAUAUCUGAGGUCCAUGGGUCUGCAACUCCCUCUUCAGGUUAAUGUGGUUGAAUUUGCUAUAGAUGCCAUUGAAGCCCUUCAGCAGCAACCAGAAGUACAGCAAGAACUACCACAAUUGCCACAACCACCGACAACGCAACAGCACAAGAGAGGGGAUGAAGGUGAGGUUAGAAGCGGUAAGUUCACUCUGCAACAGCUCUUUCAACAAUCUAAGGUAGCUGAUGAAGAAAUCGUUAAUGGUGGGACUGAUCUUCCCUGCGGUUUUGCUAAUUCUAGACUAGGAGAAACCAUUCUUCUCACCCAUAGGUUCUCAAAGAACAUUUUUCGAAGCAAGGAGAUCUUUGCUUGUAGGACAAUUCAGAUGUUGAUUGCAGGGUUGGUUUUGGGUUCAAUCUUUUACAAGCUGAAGGAUGAUUUGAUGGGUGCUGAAGAAAGAGUAGGUCUGUUUGCAUUUACUCUGACAUUUCUGUUAUCUUCCACCACGGAAGCUCUCCCCAUUUUCCUGCAAGAGAGGGAGAUUCUGAUGAGGGAGAGCUCCUCUGGUAGCUAUAGGAUCUCAUCUUACGCCAUUGCUAAUGGGCUUGUCUUCCUGCCUUUUCUGCUCAUCCUGGCCCUGUUAUUUUCCAUUCCAUUAUACUGGCUUGUGGGUCUCAACCAGAAUUUCACAGCAUUCAUGUAUUUCCUGGUACUGAUUUGGUUGAUUCUCUACACAGCGAAUUCAGUUGUGGUUUGUUUCAGCGCCCUUGUGCCAAACUUCAUCAUUGGGAACUCAGUGGUGUCGGGCGUGAUGGGAUCGUUCUUUCUGUUUUCUGGGUAUUUCAUAUCCAAGGAUGAGAUUCCAAAUUUCUGGAUUUUCAUGCAUUAUAUAUCACUUUUCAAGUAUCCUUUUGAAGGGUUCCUGCUAAAUGAGUUCUCUGGUUCAGGGAAGUGCCUGGAUUAUAUGUUUGGUACUUGUGUGAUUAGUGGAGAGGAUGUUCUUAGAGAAGAAGGGUUUGAAGAGGACAGUAAAUGGAGGAACAUCAUGCUCAUUAUUUGCUUCAUCUUGGUUUACAGAUUCAUUGCUUAUGUCAUCCUCAGAUGCAGGUGCUCCCGGAGGAGUCUCAAGGAAAGACUGGUUUGAUCUCUCUCUCUCUCUCUCUCUGUAAAUAUUUCUGUCCACAAGUUUGGAAUUUACACAGAGCAGUUUGGAAAACAAGUCUCAUAUCAAUAAACAGGAAAUGUAAUAAGAACAGAAUUACAAACAUUUGUUUAAUCCUAACAUCUCUCUUAUCAUUUUUCUUGUGAAACAAAGACAAAUGAAGUUUUGAUACAUCAUAUCAGAGCAUUGGCGAUCAACUGUGCAUGAGAAUUGUUUUAUGAUGCUUUUGUCUUCCAUUGGAUA
Molecule: messenger RNA, 2416 nt
Organism: Nelumbo nucifera (sacred lotus)
Lineage: Eukaryota; Viridiplantae; Streptophyta; Magnoliopsida; Proteales; Nelumbonaceae
Source: RefSeq, a predicted model, not a curated record